AUGCCUGAAUCCUUCACCUCAUUUCUGAGUAAAGCACAGAAGAUCGAUUCUUUUGCUGCUGAGCAAAGAGAGAAGGUAAAAGAGAAGGGUAUGACUGUUGCUGAAAAUAUGCUAUGGACAAUUUCUGAGGAUGAUAUAUUGCGUGCUGAUGGUCGCGCGUAUGUCCCUCAACAAAAGGCACUCAUUGAUGAAAUUAUCAGUGCAAACCAUGAUGAUCCGCAGGGGGGUCACUUUGGCUUGCCAGCCUCUACAUUCCUCCACCAAACCUACGAUGCGAUUUUAGUGAUUGUGGAUAUAUAUACCAAGUUUACGAUCUAUAUUCCUUGCACCAAAAACAUUACAGCGGAUGAGCUAGCGGAAAUCGUUUAUACCAAGUUCUAUACAAUUUACGGAGUACCUAAAAACCAUAUAUCCGAUCGAGGUUCGCUGUUUACAAGCCAUUACUGGUCCACCUUUUGUUACAUGCUAGGCGCACGCCGGAAACUUUCGACAGCCUUUCACCCUCAAACAGAUGGCCAAACGGAACGACAGAAUCAAACCUUGGAACAUUAUCUCCGAUGCUUUGUCAACUAUCAUCAAGAUGACUGGGCACGCUGGCUACCACUAGCACAGUUUGUUUACAAUACCUCUCAACAUGCCUCUACUGGAAUGGCACCCGCGGAAGCCUUAAUGGGAUAUCGACCUGAUUUGAAAAUUAACGUCAGCAAACCACCACAACCGGUUGCCAUACAUGCUGCUAGCCGCGCUAAACAUAUUGAGGAAACACGCCACAAGCUCAUCGAGAACCUACAAAAAGCACGACAAGCACAGAAAAUCUAUUACGAUGCAAAACAUAAGCCUCAACAAUUUAAAAUAGGUGACUACGUCAUGCUCAAUGCAAAAAACCUCCGAUUACUACGCCCGGUUCGUAAACUCGACCAUAAAUAUGUUGGACCCUUCAAGAUUCUGAAUACCAUCGGAAAACAAGCGUACAAACUGGAACUGCCACCUUUAUAUAGAAACAUCCAUCCUGUAUUCCAUGUUUCUUUAUUGGAGCCAUACAACCGCAGGAAUGGAGCUUUACCAGAACCAGGACCGGAACUUGUCGACGGCGAAGAAGAAUACCAAGUUGAGGAAAUUCUUGAAAAACGACAACGAAAAAACAAACCUCCGGAAUAUCUUAACAUUUGCCUCCUCACUCCUCCCCUCCCCCAUCAACCUACCCAUUCUCCGGCACAUCCGGUUACGAAAGGCAUUCCCCCCCAUCUUCUCUCCCACUCCUCCACCGUCCGGGGCACCCGCUCCCCCUGCUCCACAGACGCCAAUGGCACUGCGGCCACCGGCGCCUUCACAACCUCCUCCAUUGGCUCUCCAGCCAGCUCCUCUCCCGUCAACUCCUCUCCAAUCAACCCCUCCGCCACGGAGCCCCCGGAGCUCAACACCUCCAAAACCCCCACAUCCUCCUCCACACCCUCCUCUUCCUCUAACACCUCUGCCCUGGAAGGACCAGGCACAACGUUCGCACGGAAUCCGACUGUUCUAGUGAAGCAUGUGACCACGCUAAUAACGCCACUGAUAGAGGACACCAACAAUAAUACGCGAUAA
This is a messenger RNA of Histoplasma mississippiense, 1584 nucleotides long. RefSeq lists its product as hypothetical. The transcript is spliced from 4 exons. Bases 1 to 1584 code for a protein of 527 amino acids. Gene Ontology annotation, molecular function: nucleic acid binding. The record is from RefSeq and is a predicted model, not a curated record. Lineage: Eukaryota; Fungi; Ascomycota; Eurotiomycetes; Onygenales; Ajellomycetaceae. Gene Ontology annotation, biological process: DNA integration.